Molecule: messenger RNA, 855 nt
Organism: Penicillium cinerascens
Lineage: Eukaryota; Fungi; Ascomycota; Eurotiomycetes; Eurotiales; Aspergillaceae
Product: PARP-type zinc finger-containing protein
Exons: 5
Coding region: 1-855 (284 amino acids)
Molecular function (GO): DNA binding; zinc ion binding
Source: RefSeq, a predicted model, not a curated record
AUGGGAAGUUAUCGCUUCGAGCAAGCUCCCAGCAACCGCUCUUCUUGCACCAACAAGGAGUGCAAGGAUGCCAAGGUCAAGAUCCUCAAGGGCGAGCUUCGCCUUGGAUCUUGGAUUGAAGGUGAAAGAUUCCAGGGCUACACUUGGCGCCACUGGGGCUGCACCACUCCCAAGGUGAUCGAGAAUAUCGUCACUGCAUGGAAGGAUAUCCUUCCUUCCGAAGAGCCUGACUACACCAUGCUCGACGGCUACGAUGAGCUGCCUGAGGACCUUCAGUUGAAGAUUCGUACUGCUCUGACCCAGGGACACGUCGAUGACUCCGACUGGAAGGGCGAUCUCGAGGUUAAUCGCCCUGGCAAGACUGGAUUCCGUGUUCGUGGCGGAGCCAAGGGCAAGAAUGCUAAAGAUGAGAAGAAGGUUGCCACCACUGAGGGCUCUGAGGCCAACGAUGACACCGUUCCCGCUGAUAAGCCCAAGCCCAAGAGGGCUGCUCGCAGCAAGAAAGCUGCUGUCAAUGAGGAACCGGAUGCUAGUGGUACUGACGAGACAGAGCAGAAGCCUGCUGCCAACACCAAGAAGUCCCGUGCCAAGAAGCCUGCCACCGCUGCCGACGCUGAUGCCCCGCCCAAGAAGCGUGGCCGUCCCACCAAGGCCGCUGCUACUGAGACUCCUGCUCAGCCUGCUAAGAAGGGUACCAAGCGCAAGACUUCCGAAGAAGAGACACAUGUUUCCGAGCCCGAGAAGCCCAAGCGAGCCCGUGGCAAGGCUGGCAAGACCAGCACUUUGCCCAACGAUAAUGAGUCUGCUCCCCCCACGAAGGCCGCGCGUGGCCGAAAGAAGGCUCCCAAGGAGUAA